Messenger RNA from Pelecanus crispus (Dalmatian pelican), 1587 nucleotides. Lineage: Eukaryota; Metazoa; Chordata; Aves; Pelecaniformes; Pelecanidae. The record is from RefSeq and is a predicted model, not a curated record.
GAGUGGCUGGCGUCGCUGUCUUUUGAUAACCCUGAUUGUCCUGACGUGCUGCUGACCAUGGGUGCAGUAAUUGUGGAAGAAAUUAGGGUGGCUGUAGAAGCAGCCACUGGAUUCAGGUGUUCAGCUGGGAUUUCGCACAACAAGACACUGGCAAAACUGGGCUGUGGGUUAAACAAGCCCAACCGCCAGACGCUAGUAUCUUCGCGGUUUGUCCCACAGCUCUUCAGCCGACUACCUGUUGGCAAUAUCCGUAACCUGGGAGGCAAGCUUGGCACUGCCAUCACAGACAUCCUGGGAGUAGAGUACAUUGGGCAGCUCACACAGUUCAGUGAGACAGAACUCCAGACUCACUUUGGAGACAAAACUGGGUCCUGGCUCUAUGACCUGUGCAGAGGAAUUGAAGAGGAACCUGUCAAAAACCGGUACCUGCCCCAGUCCAUUGGCUGUAGCAAGAACUUCCCUGGGAGGACAGCCCUGGCCACGCAGAAGGAGGUGCAACACUGGCUUCUGCAGCUGGCCUUGGAGCUGGAAUCCCGACUGAUCAAGGACAGAAGCCAGAACCACCGAGUGGCCAAGCAGCUGAUGGUGGUCAUCCGCAUGGAGGGAGACACCCGGGUGUCCCGCUUUUGCGCUCUGUCCCGCUACGAUGCCCAGAAGAUGUGCAGCGAUGCCUUUGCCCUCAUCCAAAACUGCAACAUGGCUGGGGCUCAGCAGGCGGCUUGGUCUCCACCGCUCAUAUCGGUACUUCUCUCGGCAAACAGGUUCUCAGAGCCUGCCACACUCCUCUCUGCAGGCAUCGCCACCUUCCUGACGAGUCAUAGCCAGCCUGAUGGCACUGCCACCACCAGCCAAAACACCACAUCUUCUAGCAGGCCCAGGGUCAAGUUCUUCAGGAGCCCAAGCAAAGAGCUUAGGCAGAAGCCAGCUAAUGCUAUCGAGUCAUUCUUCCAAAAGGCAGCAGAAAAGCAGCAGUCACAGAUGGUGGCGGCAACCAGCCUGCCCGCUGCUACCACUGCAGAGUCGCCUUCGCCUGUGCCUGGCUCCCCAGAGCACCAAGAGAGAGAAGGCGUUGGACUUGCAUCGGUGCAGUGUGACCUGGAGUCCCCUGUGAAGCAGACUCCUGGAGAUGGGAGCCCUACUUCUCCUUACAAGAGGCUUCCCUGUGAGAAGUUGCUGUGUGAUCCUACACAAACACCCUCAACUCCACCCAGCUCCAGGACCCCUCUGAAAUUAGAGCCAGAUAUAGAGGGAAACGAGCAGAAUUUGCCACCCUCUCCUGAGCUCGCCCUACUCCCUCCUGCCUCGCCAGAGGACCAGCAGCGCUGUGAGAAGUGCGACCAGCUUGUGCUGAUGUGGGAGUUCCCAGAGCACAUGGACUACCACUUUGCUCUGGAGCUGCAAAGCUCCUUCCUGGAGCCCAGCGCUCCUGUGGCUCCAGCAGCAGCUCCUAGUGUAAAGGCUGCAGCUUCCAGGUCUCCUGCCAAGGCAAAGAACAAGUCUAAGACUCCAGCAGGAUCUAGUACAAAACGACCCAGGGAAGGUGUGACAAGAACUUUAGAUUUUUUCUUUAAGCGCUUACCUCCUUAA